GUGGCUGCCGCGGCUGCUGCCCGGGUCCCUGCGACUGUGCGUCUGCGUGGGGGCUGCCCUCCGGGCUCCGGGCGCAGGUACCAUGUACGGAUUUGUGAAUCACGCCCUGGAGCUGCUGGUGAUCCGCAACUACGGCCCCGAGGUGUGGGAAGACAUCAAAAAAGAGGCGCAGUUAGAUGAAGAAGGACAGUUUCUUGUCAGAAUAAUAUACGAUGACUCCAAAACCUAUGAUUUGGUUGCUGCCGCAAGCAAAGUCCUCAAUCUCAAUGCUGGAGAGAUCCUCCAAAUGUUUGGGAAGAUGUUUUUCGUAUUUUGUCAAGAAUCUGGUUAUGACACAAUCUUGCGUGUCCUGGGAUCUAACGUGAGAGAAUUUUUACAGAACCUUGAUGCUCUGCACGACCACCUCGCUACCAUCUACCCUGGGAUGCGGGCACCUUCCUUUAGGUGCACGGAUGCGGACAAGGGCAGAGGACUCAUCCUGCACUACUACUCCGAGAGAGAGGGGCUUCAGGAUAUCGUCAUCGGGAUCAUCAAAACCGUAGCUCAGCAAAUACACGGCACCGAAAUAGACAUGAAGGUUAUUCAGCAAAGAAAUGAAGAGUGUGAUCAUACUCAAUUUCUAAUUGAAGAAAAAGAGUCAAAAGAAGAGGAUUUCUAUGAAGACCUGGACAGAUUUGAAGAAAAUGGUACCCAGGAAUCACGCAUCAGCCCAUAUACCUUCUGCAAAGCUUUUCCUUUUCACAUAAUAUUUGACCGGGACCUAGUGGUCACUCAGUGUGGCAAUGCCAUUUACAGAGUGCUCCCCCAGCUCCAGCCUGGGAAUUGCAGCCUUUUGUCCGUCUUCUCUCUGGUUCGCCCUCAUAUUGAUAUCAGUUUCCAUGGGAUCCUUUCACACAUCAAUACAGUUUUUGUGCUAAGAAGCAAGGAAGGAUUGUUGGAUGUAGAGAAAUUAGAAUGUGAGGAUGAACUGACUGGGGCUGAGAUCAGCUGCCUACGUCUCAAGGGUCAAAUGAUCUACUUACCUGAGGCAGAUAGCAUACUUUUCCUGUGCUCACCAAGCGUGAUGAACCUGGACGAUUUGACAAGGCGAGGUCUGUACCUCAGUGACAUCCCUCUGCACGAUGCCACACGUGACCUGGUUCUUUUGGGAGAACAAUUCCGAGAGGAGUACAAACUGACACAGGAGCUGGAGAUCCUCACAGACCGGCUGCAGCUCACCUUAAGAGCCCUGGAAGACGAAAAGAAAAAGACAGACACAUUGCUGUAUUCUGUUCUUCCCCCAUCCGUUGCCAAUGAGCUGAGACAUAAGCGUCCAGUGCCUGCCAAAAGAUAUGACAACGUGACCAUCCUCUUCAGUGGCAUCGUGGGCUUCAAUGCUUUCUGUAGCAAGCACGCGUCUGGAGAAGGGGCCAUGAAGAUUGUGAACCUCCUCAACGACCUCUACACCAGAUUUGACACGCUGACUGAUUCGCGGAAAAACCCAUUUGUUUAUAAGGUGGAGACUGUUGGUGAUAAGUAUAUGACGGUGAGUGGCUUACCAGAGCCAUGCAUCCACCAUGCAAGAUCCAUUUGCCACCUGGCCUUGGACAUGAUGGAAAUUGCUGGCCAGGUUCAAGUCGAUGGGGAAUCUGUUCAGAUAACAAUAGGGAUACAUACUGGAGAGGUAGUGACAGGUGUCAUAGGACAGCGGAUGCCUCGCUACUGUCUUUUUGGAAAUACCGUCAACCUCACAAGCAGGACAGAAACCACAGGAGAAAAAGGGAAGAUAAAUGUGUCUGAGUAUACAUACAGAUGCCUCAUGUCUCCAGAAAACUCCGACCCACAGUUCCACUUGGAGCACAGAGGCCCAGUGUCCAUGAAGGGCAAGAAAGAGCCAAUGCAAGUGUGGUUUCUAUCCAGAAAAAAUACAGGAACAGAGGAAACGAAGCAGGAUGAGAGCUGAAUCUCUGAGCCUGCAGAUUCGGCUCCAGUCAUCUCCUAACACGUCAAACCCACAAGCAAGUCUUCCCGAAGAAUACAGAUGCUUCUUUCUCCCCUUCAGUUAUCUCAAGCCUUCCUCCUGGGUAUAUCUCUCAUUAUUAUUCCACUUCAGUUCUGCUGUUGAGUAUUUUUAAGGUGUUUGUAUAUUAUCUAGUUUGGCUUAUGAUGUGGACGAUGUCAAUUUCAUAUGUCUUAAAAUCUACUACAAGCAUUACCUACGUGGUGAUCCACUAGUAGUAGGCACCCAAUAAAUAUUUGUUGAAUUUAAUUAAGUGAAGCUAAACAGUAUUUGACCAUCUGUGUGUAUAUAUAUAUCAUGGUUUGCAAAAUCUGUUUAGUAUGCCAUAUAUAUAAAUAUGUAUAUUUUAAUGACUAUAUGACAGUGUUUAUAUCAUGUUGGUGUAUAUCAUCAUAGAAAUCAUUUUCUAAAGGAGUGAUCUCUACGUUUUAGGAAAAAUUCAAUUUAUUUUCUAACUCCCAAAGUAAGAGGUAAUAUACCAUGCUAAGAAAAUAGUGCAUAUUUUGAUGUAUGCUAAUUUCCCACUGGGAAUAGAGAAUACACAUUCAAUUACUAAAGCAUUUGGUUGCUCAUUCAAAUCAUGUGGCAAUUAUAGUUCCUCUAAAAUGUUAUCCUAUGUGUUGUAUCCCUUGCUUUAAAACUCAUUUGCCACAUGCAGCUGUUAUAGAAAGCUCAAUGAUUUCAUACUGAGUAUUUCACUAGCUUGGGCUAAAUGUUAGGGGCUCUCACCACAUCCAGGAAUAAAGCUGGAGAAAUACUACUGGGGUCCUCCUGCUAACCAGAGCCACCCUUAACCUUUUAUUCCCAGAAAUGAGAUUCCUUUUACUAGCUUUGAAUAAUGUGAUUACAUCCAGGGCAUCAUAUUCAGAAAAGUUAGUGUAAUUUCAACGUUAAAUGCAUUCUUUGUGGAAAAAUUGGCCUGUUGUUCUUGAAUUUCUCUGAUAAGUUAUUAAUAUCAAUCUUUAUAAAAUAUAGUACAAUGACUUUUGUGUCAAAAUGUUUGUCUUAAAUUUAGUAUUUCAUAUCAGCACCUAAAUAUAUGUAUAAAUGUUCCAUGUUAAAGUGUAAA
Messenger RNA from Lepus europaeus (European hare), 3068 nucleotides. RefSeq names its product guanylate cyclase 1 soluble subunit beta 1 (gene GUCY1B1). Gene Ontology annotation, cellular component: guanylate cyclase complex, soluble. The record is from RefSeq and is a predicted model, not a curated record. The coding region runs from base 83 to 1942 and encodes 619 amino acids. Gene Ontology annotation, molecular function: heme binding; guanylate cyclase activity. The transcript has 14 exons. Gene Ontology annotation, biological process: response to oxygen levels; cGMP biosynthetic process. Lineage: Eukaryota; Metazoa; Chordata; Mammalia; Lagomorpha; Leporidae.